Messenger RNA from Zingiber officinale, 1748 nucleotides. Its product is annotated as aluminum-activated malate transporter 9-like. Bases 64 to 1695 code for a protein of 543 amino acids. The transcript has 7 exons. Gene Ontology annotation, biological process: malate transport. Gene Ontology annotation, cellular component: plant-type vacuole membrane. The record is from RefSeq and is a predicted model, not a curated record. NCBI's taxonomy places the organism in Eukaryota, Viridiplantae, Streptophyta, Magnoliopsida, Zingiberales, Zingiberaceae.
ACGAAUUUCCAAUUCAUCGAUCGAAGAUAUAUAUAAACUCGAUAUAUAUUCUUCAUAAUCAAAAUGAAUGGGAAGAAAGGAAGCGACGACGUCCGGAUCGACAUUUGCUUGGCUGCACGAGCAGGAACUGUGAAGAAAUUAUCUACUGAUGUCGAUGACAAGGCGGUGGCCGUACCUAUACCGAUGAGGAAGAUGAUGCUGGAAGUGUGGCAGUUUGCUAAAGAGGACAAGAAUAGGGUGACAUUUUCCCUCAAAGUGGGCUUGGCUUGCCUCCUCGUUUCCCUUCUCAUCCUCAUCCGUGCUCCUUAUCAAGUCUUUGGCACCAACAUCAUCUGGUCCAUCCUCACCGUCGCCAUCAUGUUCGAGUACACAGUCGGUGCAACUUUUAAUCGAGGGUUCAACCGAGCGUUGGGGAGUUUGCUUGCAGGAAUCUUCGCCAUCGUGGUGAUCCAAGUAGCCAUGUCCAGUGGCCACAUUGCCGAGCCUUAUGUCAUUGGCCUCAGCAUCUUCCUCAUCGGGUCCGUAGCGUCGUUCAUGAAGUUGUGGCCGUCGCUGACGCCGUACGAGUAUGGCUUCAGGGUCAUCCUCUUCACCUACUGCCUCAUCAUCGUCUCGGGUUAUCGGAUAGGAAACCCGAUAAGGACGGCGAUGGACCGGCUUUACUCCAUCGCCAUCGGCGCCAUCGUCGCCGUCCUCGUCAACGUCCUCAUCUUCCCCAUUUGGGCCGGCGAGCAGCUCCACAAAGAGCUCGUCGACCAUUUCGACUCCGUCGCCGACUCCCUCGAAGAGUGUGUGAAGAAAUACCUAAGCGAUGAUGGAACGAACCACCCGGAGUUCUCAAAGACAGUGAUGGACGACUUCCAAGAUGAACCAGCGUAUCGCAAGUGUCGAGCCACAUUAAACUCUUCUGCCAAGCUUGACUCAUUGGCGAAUUCGGCAAAAUGGGAGCCUCCGCAUGGGAGGUUCAUGCGGAUGUUCUACCCGUGGGGAGAGUACGUGAAGGUCGGAGCCGUGCUUCGCCACUGUGCUUACGACGUCAUGGCACUGCAUGGCUGCCUCCACUCCGAGAUACAGGCGCCGUUCAAUCUGAGGAGCACAUUCCGCGCAGAGAUUCUCGAUGCCGCCGAGCAGGCGGCGGAGCUGCUCCGCAGCUUGGCAGAGGGAAUCGGCCACAUGAGGCACGGCUUCCGGACGGGCCUGCUCAAGCGCGUCCACAGCUCGGCCGAGCGCCUCCAGCGCUCCGUAGACAUGCACUCCUACCUCUUCACCUUGUGCCGCCGUGAGGUCGCCGGUGCCUCCGCCAAGCGUCCCAGCACCGUCGACAAUGGCGACGACGACAAGGGUGGUAAAAACAGCUUCCCGAUGGCCGCCAAGCUGUCCGCUGACCUCUCCUUCGGCAGGAAUAGCAGCAACCUUUUGCCGCCGGCGGUGCAAGGCGAGUCGUACCAUGAGAUGAUGAAGAGGCAGCAGCGGCGGCUCCACUCGUGGCCGUCGAGGGAGGUGGACGACGACUUGGAGAAGGACGUCGGCGAGGAGGCGAUCCCGAGGAUGCGCGCACUGGAGAGCACCGCCGCGCUGUCCUUGGCCACCUUCGCUUCCCUUCUCAUCGAGUUCGUAGCUCGGCUCGAUCACUUGGUGGAGGCCGUGGAUGAGCUUGCUAAGCUGGCCAACUUUAGGCAAGAGAUUGCGUGCUAAUUCUAAAUCUAAAUCUGGAACGGGAAUUAAUUAAUCUUAAAGAUCUUUGAAUA